AUGAAAGCUACACUUGUCCUUCUCAUAAUAAUACUCUGCACUGCUGGCUCUCAUCAAGCCCUUGCUUUUCCCACGAAGAAUUCUACAUUCCUAGAACCACGUUUCACCCCGGGCAGUAGCCAAAGCAAUCCGAUCAAGGCUGAACUCGAGAUUCGCGGAGAAGAUGCGCUGACAUAUGAUGUGGACUGUUGGGCCAUGAUAUGUAAGGGCAAAGCCCGCGAUAAUCUAUACCUGCGAAAAGUCAACGAAAGCACGGCCAAAAAGAACCGGCAGGUCAAGGACGGCAGCGCAGCUGACAAACAGCCCUUCGAACACCGCAGCAAGUACGGAAUCAAAGCAAGUCCACCGACAAGUUCCUGGGCAAACCAUAGAGGUUGGAUUUCAGCAGAGGAGUCCCCUUUCGCCUCUACCGCCAGCGGGGGUAAAAGGAGCAGCACGGACACGUCCUGGUAUGAAAUUAUGGGUUUCAAGAUCAUGUCUGGGAAAACAGCAAAGGUUGGGCCGUAUUGCACGGCAUUCAAUUCCAAGGAUAAGAAUGCCUGCGACGCGGGUAUUCAAGUGGUUGGUGACUGGGGGUUUGAUGUGGCCAAAUAUGCUUAUACGUACAACCACCGGACAAAGAAGUUUGAUUAUGUUGGGAAAUGA
Messenger RNA from Aspergillus vadensis CBS 113365, 645 nucleotides. RefSeq lists its product as uncharacterized. The record is from RefSeq and is a predicted model, not a curated record. Bases 1 to 645 code for a protein of 214 amino acids. NCBI's taxonomy places the organism in Eukaryota, Fungi, Ascomycota, Eurotiomycetes, Eurotiales, Aspergillaceae. The transcript has 5 exons.